GUUCCGUAGGGGACACAUUUCAUCAACGGACUAGUUGCGUGUUGCGCACUUGGUGCAUGUUAUGAGUAGAUAAAAACAGUGGAUUUCAAUUUAGUUUUUUUCUAAUAUUAGACAUAAUCAUGUCUAUAUUUACGCCAACAAAUCAAAUACGACUUACCAAUGUAGCCGUGGUGCGGAUGAAAAAGGGCGGUAAGAGAUUUGAGAUCGCCUGUUAUAAAAAUAAAGUUAUGAGCUGGAGAUCAGGGGCAGAGAAAGAUCUGGAUGAGGUUAUGCAAACACACUCCGUCUUCGUGAAUGUGUCAAAGGGUCAGGUGGCCAAGAAGGAUGAUUUAACCAAAGCUUUUGGGACAGAUGAUCUGACAGAAAUCUGCAAGCAGAUAUUGGCCAAAGGCGAGCUUCAAGUGUCAGACAAAGAGAGGCAAAGUCAACUGGAGACAAUGUUCAGAGACAUUGCAACUAUUGUAGCUGAAAAGUGUGUCAACCCUGAGACCAAAAGGCCAUACACAGUCAGUCUCAUUGAAAGGGCCAUGAAGGACAUCCACUACUCUGUCAAAGCCAACAAAAGCGCUAAGCAGCAGGCACUAGAAGUCAUUCGGCAGUUGAAGGAGACCAUGGAGAUCCAGAGAGCCCACAUGAGACUGCGGUUAGUGCUCCCGGCAAAAGAGGCCAAGAGGCUAAAAGAAAAGCUUAAAACACUCCUACAGGUUGUCGAAAGUGAAGAUUUUGAUGAGGAGCUGGAAAUGGUUGUUCUGGUGGAUCCUGGCUGUUAUAGGGAAAUUGAUGAGCUCAUCCGCUGCGAGACCAAAGGCAGAGGUUCCCUUGAAGUUCUCAGUCUGAAGGAUGUGGAGGAAGGCGAUGAGAAACUAUAGCUGUUAAGACUCCAGUUAGUACACACCUACAUGUUCUCUGUAUCAAACUUACUUUAUAUAAGAAAUGCAUCUCAUAUUCAUUUUGAACAGUAUUUUAUAUUAUGCUACACAACACAACUGAUUACGAUGCACUUAAACCAAAUAUUAAUAACCUCUAAUGCUUUACUGAGGUCUGCAUGCAUUUAUCAUGGCAUCAGUGAUAAAAAGUUACAAGAUUUCAUCACAUUUACCAACAGGAACACACACAGAACAUGAUGAUUACAGUGAUGUAUUUGCUACCUUCAUAUAAAUAAAAACAAACAACAACUAAACACCUAAAUCUUAACAAAAAUGAAUAAAUACAAUUUUUUUUUUAAUUUAUGACCAUGCAAAGAGAUGGUCCAUUACCAUUUGGGUAAACGGCAAACUUCUUAAAAUGUGCAUUGAGGAAAAAGUCUGUCUUUACCAUAACAUAUAAUUUAAAAGGGUAAAAAUGUUUUUAAUUGUCAUUCUCUCAAAUAAAUUAUAUCUUGUAAACA
Molecule: messenger RNA, 1387 nt
Organism: Periophthalmus magnuspinnatus
Lineage: Eukaryota; Metazoa; Chordata; Actinopteri; Gobiiformes; Gobiidae
Gene: sbds
Product: SBDS ribosome maturation factor
Exons: 5
Coding region: 120-869 (249 amino acids)
Biological process (GO): ribosome biogenesis; cytosolic ribosome assembly
Source: RefSeq, a predicted model, not a curated record